This is a messenger RNA of Nomascus leucogenys (northern white-cheeked gibbon), 1877 nucleotides long. RefSeq names its product aminoacylase 1. Gene Ontology annotation, cellular component: cytoplasm. Gene Ontology annotation, molecular function: aminoacylase activity. Gene Ontology annotation, biological process: amino acid metabolic process. NCBI's taxonomy places the organism in Eukaryota, Metazoa, Chordata, Mammalia, Primates, Hylobatidae. The record is from RefSeq and is a predicted model, not a curated record.
AGGGGCGCAGGCCCAGGGCUUUACAGCUCUGCAUCAUGAGAGCCUCGGGGCGGCCCCCUUUCCUCCCGCCCUAUCCGGGGACUGAAGAAGGAGGCGCCCUUAGGGGACGGGACCGUCCUGAGCUCCCGGCGCAUACCCGGGGACAGGAGUGGCAGGCUUGUCGCGUGGGGCGGGGCCAGCCCAGAGCUCGCAGCUCGCGGGGCGGUGCUGGCCGCGGCGGCCGCUGCCCGGGGGCGGGAUCCGGAUCUAAGCCUCCAGUAAUCCCGCUGAGGCCCGAACCAGAGGCGGGCGGGGACAUCCGCGCCGACGCGGCCGCGGGCGCUGGGACGGCCCUCACUGGAGGUCUUCCGUCUCCGCCCCGACAUCUGGCCCCGGCCACGUGGUGGGCGGACCGGGGCGGUCCUGAUCCUGCGACCUCGCAGGCCACCUCGCUGGACCAAAAGUCCAGGCCACAGUCAGGGAAGGGCACUGAGAGGCGAGCGUGAGCCCAGCGACAGGAGAGUGAGCUCACCACGCGCAGCGCCAUGACCAGCAAGGGUCCCGAGGAGGAGCACCCAUCGGUGACACUCUUCCGCCAGUACCUGCGCAUCCGCACCGUCCAGCCGAAGCCUGACUAUGGAGCUGCUGUGGCUUUCUUUGAGGAGAGAGCCCGCCAGCUGGGCCUGGGCUGUCAGAAAGUGGAGGUGGCACCUGGCUAUGUGGUGACCGUGUUGACCUGGCCAGGCACCAACCCUACACUCUCCUCUAUCUUGCUCAACUCCCACACGGAUGUGGUGCCUGUCUUCAAGGAACAUUGGAGUCACGACCCCUUUGAGGCCUUCAAGGAUUCUGAGGGCUACAUCUAUGCCAGGGGUGCCCAGGACAUGAAGUGCGUCAGCAUCCAGUACCUGGAAGCUGUGAGGAGGCUGAAGGUGGAGGGUCACCGGUUCCCCAGAACCAUCCACAUGACCUUUGUGCCUGAUGAGGAAGUUGGGGGUCACCAAGGCAUGGAGCUGUUCGUGCAGCGGCCUGAGUUCCACGCCCUGAGGGCAGGCUUUGCCCUGGAUGAGGGCAUAGCCAAUCCCACUGAUGCCUUCACUGUCUUUUAUAGUGAGCGGAGUCCCUGGUGGGUGCGGGUCACCAGCACUGGGAGGCCAGGCCAUGCCUCGCGCUUCAUGGAGGACACAGCAGCAGAGAAGCUACACAAGGUUGUGAGCUCCAUCCUGGCAUUCCGGGAGAAGGAAUGGCAGAGGCUGCAGUCAAACCCCCACCUGAAAGAGGGGGCCGUGACCUCCGUGAACCUGACUAAGCUAGAGGGUGGCGUGGCCUAUAACGUGGUACCUGCCACCAUGAGCGCCAGCUUUGACUUCCGUGUGGCACCGGAUGUGGACUUCAAGGCUUUUGAGGAGCAGCUGCAGAGCUGGUGCCAGGCAGCUGGCGAGGGGGUCACCUUAGAGUUUGCUCAGAAGUGGAUGCACCCCCGAGUGACACCUACUGAUGACUCAAACCCCUGGUGGGCAGCUUUUAGCCGGGUCUGCAAGGACAUGAACCUCACUCUGGAGCCUGAGAUCAUGCCUGCUGCCACUGACAACCGCUAUAUCCGCGCGGUGGGGGUCCCAGCUCUAGGCUUCUCACCCAUGAACCGCACACCUGUGCUGCUGCAUGACCACGAUGAACGGCUGCAUGAGGCUGUGUUCCUCCGUGGGGUGGACAUAUAUACACGCCUGCUGCCUGCCCUUGCCAGUGUGCCUGCCCUGCCCAGUGACAGCUGAGCCCUGGAACUCCUCAACCUUUGCCCCUGGGGCUUCCAUCCCAACCAGUGCCAAGGACCUCCUCUUCCCCUUUCCAAAUAAUAAAGUCUAUGGACAGGGCUGUCUCUGAAGUACUAACAGCAAGGA